AUGAGCGAGAUGGACCCAAUCACUACAGACGCGGCUUCUACGACGCCCACAGUGAACAAGAGCACGCAAAAGACAGAACCAAAGGAAGAAAAGGUGAUUAAAGUGAACACUGUAGCAGACGAGAUAGCAGUUCGAAAGCCCAUAAUCAAGCGCAAGGCCAGUGACGAGAAGAUUGUGAUUCCCCACUCAAAACGCCGUACUUCAAGCCCUUGUAUGCCUAAGAAAUCCAAGGAAUUGGAUAAAAAUGCAGUAGAAGGUGAAGAUACAGAGUCGGAGCCCGAGAAGCAGCCAAAAAAACGGGCAAAGACGAUGAAAAAGACGGUAAAAUCUCCUGGUCGCAGAAAAAAGACCGUAGUAGAGUCUGAAGACGAUGUAAAGCAACAGGAAGUCGAGAAGAAGGUGAAUGCAUUGAAUAACGAGAUUACAAAGAGAUUUGGUGAGAUUGUAUGGGCUAAAAUGGGUGGCUAUCCGUACUGGCCGUGUAUUAUUACGGACCCAAGACUAUUACCUGAAAAACUACAGGAGACUGCUAUGAAAGUGCUAGAGACUAAAUACGUUGUUUUCUUCUAUGUAUCUAACAACUUCGCCUCUGUCUCAUUUAAGAUGAUUGAAUCAUGGGAUGAUACAAAGUUUAUGUAUCGUGAAGGACAUCCGGAGAAAGACUCAAAGGCUCCAAAACGACGAGUUAAACUCAUGCAGGCAAUUGAAGCAGCUGAUAAAGAGACAAAGUUGCCGAUUGAAGAGCGAGCAAACGGUCUCUUACGACCUCUUGAGAAUGUUAAGGAGUCAGUCGAGAUGGCGGCACCUGCUAGACGAAAGCCUGGCCGACCGCCAAAAAAUAAGACGGCUGUUUACGCUGGUUUGAAGGCUGCGCCGAAAAAGCGACAAAGUAAAGGCGAUGAGGUGGAGGAAAUGUCGAAUAGAAAUAGUGGCAAGGAAGCUCGUAUUGCUCAAGAAGAGGAAGCGGACGUGACAGGGCCAACGCUCAGCAAAGAAGAAAUCAAGGCAAAGGUGGCAAGCCGCAAAACGCCCAAGAAAAAAGGGACGGAUGACAGCGUUAAUGCUGCGGGUAUGCCUGUCAAGAAGGCUCCCAAGGUUAUUGCUAAACACGGAAAGCUGAACGGGUCCACUGAGAUCGACAGUAAGCGAAAGAAGGAAAUUGAGCUUGUAGUUCCACACAAGACUAUGAAGUCAGCUGACAUUCGCGAGAUGACUGAGGAAGCUGCUAAAAAGAAACUGAGUGGUCCAAAAAGUAAGACAAAGAAAGACAAGGGAGAGUACAAGGUGGGUGAUCUAGCCUCAUUUGCGAGCAAAAUGACACGGCUGCAUGCAAAAGAGUCAGCUCGGAAUAAUGAUGAGCUAGUUCGUAUGAUGCAAGAGCUGUUUAUGGAAAGGCUCAUGUAUCGUUCAGACGUAGAGCGGUCGGGUUUGGCUGCCAUUAUCGCGAUCUUACGCAAAAGCUUAAGCCCUACAGUGGGCCAGACGGCGAGCGCACUUCGAAAGCAUAUGAUCGAUAUCCUGGACGACGACACAGAUAUUAAAACCCAUUUGGGCAAGAAACCUCAUGAAGGUGCGUCUGAUCAAGGCACAAAAAGGCGGAAAACUGAAAAUGGCAGCUCCGUGAAGUCAGAACAGCAGCAACAAUCUAUGAGUGAGUCGUCGUCUGUAGCGACAACAAACUCGGACGCCAAAGGGAAUUUGGCCAGCUCUGGUUCACUGCCUGCCGCAGAGGAAUCGUCACCACAGGAUAACGUAGCGAAGACAAAACAGAAGAAGGACAGUAGCAAGCGGGUCGAAGAUAUGGCAGCAAAAAUUGAGCCCUCAGACGAAUUGUUGGCGAAAGCUGAGAAUGUGGUUGCGACUGCCAAAACAAGUUCAGAUAAGCGAUCCGUUUCUUUGAAAGAAACACCUGUUGAUGGUGCAGUAAAAGACAGUGAAAGUGUAAAUGAAGCAUCGGAGUGUAUGGACAAGAACCGAACGUUUGUCGUGGAUAUGCUGCGUAAAAUCCUUGACCAUGACGGGUCAAAGGGUGCAGAGGUGGCAAAGGAGAUUGAGGCAGCAUUGUUUGAGCGUUUCAAGGAAAGCAAUGAUGAUUACAUGGUUCAAGCCCGUAUUAUCAUGUUUGGUCUGAAAGAGAAUGCUGUCAUGCGAGACCGACUCUUUUCUGGUGCCAUGCACUGUCUGGAGUUUGCUUACGCUGAUGAUGCGUUUUUUUUAAAGCCGACGGAGUGA
Molecule: messenger RNA, 2232 nt
Organism: Peronospora belbahrii
Lineage: Eukaryota; Oomycota; Peronosporomycetes; Peronosporales; Peronosporaceae
Source: the annotation of a GenBank genome assembly